UUUAUGUACAGCAGCUUGAACGUAUGUAACAGAGCAGUACGUUUAGCAGUUGUCAUAUGAAGCAGAUAACCACGUUUUACAAUUCGCAUUCUUGGCGUUUAUAAGCCGUUUUCAACAUAGGAGAAAAGAGAACGAGAAGGAUUGUUUUAAUAUCACAUAACACUUGAUAUUGUAAAAUCCAUAUAAAUUCUACCAAUUUUGUAUUGCAUUAGAUUUUUACAAUGGUGCAAAAUAUAGCUAUUGUUGAGAAAACAUCAAGUGAAACAAAAUUUGAUGAAUUUUUGAUGGAGAUAAAAAAAUCGAAGUUUGAAAAAGAAUCUUUGUACUGUUUUUUGACAAUGCAUACACCUUUUCGGAAUCUAGUAAAUGUAACUUUACAAGAAUGUAAGUUUAAUUUCUUGCCAAAAGAGUUCGGUACAUUACAUCAUCUUCAAGAGAUUACAUUAUCCAGAAAUUAUGUCGUGAAUACUACUCAAUCUGCAUGGGAAUGGUUAGAGCAAGCUCCUAUGAGAAGUAAUUUAAAAUUAUUGAAAAUAACAGAGUAUUACCUAUCUGAAUUACCUUUGCAAAUCACAUGUUUGAAAAAUCUUACAACAUUAGACAUAACUGGGAAUAGAAUCAAUUUUUUACCAAAAGAGUUUGGUAACUUGUCUCUUUUGGAUCUUGAUCUAUCGUGUAAUGAUUUCGGAAGGUCUAAACAAUCUGCAUGGGAAUGGUUAACGCAAGCUCCUAUUAGAAAUAAUUUAAGAAAACUUGACAUAAGCUGUAAUUAUAUCACUGCAGUACCAUUACAAAUCACUUGUUUGAAAAAUUUAGAAUCAUUAGGCUUAUUCAAAAAUCAGAUCAACUUUUUGCCGAAAGAAUUUGGUAUUUUAUCUCAACUGACAACACUUGAUUUAGAGGGUAAUAAAUUCGUAACAUGUGGGCAUUCUACAUGGAAAUGGUUAGAAAUGCCCAUUAGAAAUAAUUUAUCACUGUUAGACAUAAGUAACAAUUGUCUGUUUGAAUUUCCAUUACAAAUUACAUGUUUGAAAAAUCUACAGUUCUUAGACAUAAGCAGGAACAAAAUUGACUUUUUACCAAAAGAGUUAGGUACUUUGCCUCAGCUUACAUGUCUUAAUCUUUCUUUUAAUCACCUUGGAAAAUCUGAUCGCAAUACAUGGGAAUGGCUAGAGCAAGCUGCAGUCAGAAAUAAAUUGUCAGAAUUAUAUUUGUCACACAAUCUGUUAACGGAACUACCGCCACAAAUUGGAAAACUAAAUGCUUUAACUAUUUUACGGCUUGCUGGCAAUAAGUUAAAAUUUUUACCACAAAGUCUCGUAAAUCUAAAAAAUUUAAAACAUCUUAAUUUAUCGGACAAUGAUUUGUUAUAUUUACCAGGAAGUUUGGCACAUGUAUCGGUAGAUAUAAAUGUUGAAGAGAAUCCAUUUAAUUUAGAUGACGAUAGUGAUGAUAAUUUGACAACGAAUUUGUAAGUGCCAAGUCUUGUGGAAUGUUCAGCAGAAUUUAUUCUGAAAACUGG
Molecule: messenger RNA, 1522 nt
Organism: Linepithema humile (Argentine ant)
Lineage: Eukaryota; Metazoa; Arthropoda; Insecta; Hymenoptera; Formicidae
Source: RefSeq, a predicted model, not a curated record